Messenger RNA from Amborella trichopoda, 2633 nucleotides. Its product is annotated as catalase-1/2. Lineage: Eukaryota; Viridiplantae; Streptophyta; Magnoliopsida; Amborellales; Amborellaceae. Gene Ontology annotation, biological process: response to hydrogen peroxide; hydrogen peroxide catabolic process. Gene Ontology annotation, molecular function: catalase activity; heme binding. The record is from RefSeq and is a predicted model, not a curated record. Gene Ontology annotation, cellular component: peroxisome; plasma membrane; cytoplasm.
AGUCUGAUAGCUUAGAUAUGUCAUAAAGUUUGAAAAUUUUUCUUUUGGACUUUGAGCUUGGUUAAUAAAAUAACUGCAGCGACCCAAUAUCACAUCUAGUGGUUAAGAUCAAUUGUGACCACCUUGUAUCAAAGGUAAAUAGUUUCAUUAUAUAUUUUUCCAUAGUUAGUAGUGAAUACUCGUCACCAGAAGUAGUGAGCGACAAAAACAUUGAGAGAGUUUGGGUUCUUAGGCCCCUCAAGAACUUAAACUUUAUCAUUUUAAAAAGAAAAAAAGAAACUUUGGGCUCUCAUUACUACAGUUCAUAUGCAGCCAAACACAGAAUUACUACAAUAAAGAGUGUUAUCUGUCUGAAAGUUUUAUUUCUUGCAAAACAAAUGGGCCUUUAUAGAAUUUGUACUGUUCAAACCUUUCUUAAUAGAAAUUUGUAAUCCCUCGUUUCUAUAAUACAAGGCUAACACGACAAAAACUAACAUAAACUCUUUUUUUUUGGUAAGUAAAAAAUGGUAAGUGAAUAAAGAUUUGGACCUCUACCUUUUGAUGAGAAUAGAGUAAGCGAUUUCAUCAUAGAGCUCCUUGAUAUGGCCAAGGCCCCACCCCAUUCUCUUGCCUGGUAAAAUCUCAAAUAUAGAAAUACAUAACAUGCUAAUUAAACAGGGACGCUUUUGAAAUUUCGAACGAUUUGAGAGGCAUGUCGUUUGGUUUCUGUUGAUAAGCCCAACGCGGGCUUUGUGCCAUGUAUGAAAUGCUAUUAAAGAAAUGGGGUGGCCAAUUUUAUAUAUAUUCGUUUUUGGGGGAAUCGUAGCACUGGGUCUUUCUCUCUCUACUAUCUCUCUCUAGCCUAUUCUCUGUUGAGCCAUACGCCAUGGAUCCAUACAAGUUUCGCCCUUCGAGCGCCCACAAUUGCCCUUUCUUCACCACCAACUCUGGUGCGCCUGUUUGGAAUAACAACUCUUCAUUGACAGUUGGAUCUAGAGGGCCUAUUCUUCUUGAGGACUAUCAUUUGGUUGAGAAGCUUGCGAAUUUCGAUAGGGAGCGCAUACCAGAGCGUGUUGUGCAUGCAAGAGGUGCUAGUGCUAAGGGAUUCUUUGAGGUGACCCAUGACAUCUCUCAUCUCACUUGUGCUGAUUUCCUUCGAGCCCCAGGGGUCCAGACACCUCUUAUUGUUCGGUUCUCCACUGUUAUCCAUGAGCGUGGAAGCCCUGAAACUCUCAGAGACCCUCGAGGUUUUGCUGUCAAGUUUUACACUAGAGAGGGCAACUUUGACAUGGUUGGGAACAACUUCCCUGUGUUCUUCGUACGCGAUGGCAUGAAGUUCCCUGACAUGGUUCAUUCCCUAAAACCAAACCCCAAAACUCACAUCCAAGAGAACUGGAGGAUCCUCGACUUCUUCUCUCACCACCCUGAGAGUCUCCACAUGUUCACAUUCCUCUUUGACGAUGUGGGUAUCCCCAUGGAUUAUCGUCACAUGGAUGGGUUUGGUGUCAACACAUACACUCUCAUCAACAAGGCAGGAAAAGCCACUUUAGUGAAAUUUCAUUGGAGGCCCUCAUGUGGGGUUAAGUCCCUAUUAGAUGACGAGGCAGUUAUCGUGGGAGGAACCAACCACAGCCAUGCAACUAAGGAUCUAUACGACUCUAUAGCGGCUGGAAACUACCCAGAAUGGAAACUUUUCAUCCAAACCAUCAAUCUUGAGGAUGUGGAUAGGUUUGAUUUCGAUCCAUUGGAUGUUACCAAGACAUGGCCUGAGGAUAUCUUACCCCUUCUGCUAGUGGGGCGCAUGGUUUUGAACCGCAACAUUGACAAUUUCUUCACUGAGAAUGAGCAACUGGCCUUUUGCCCUGCCAUAGUGGUACCUGGGGUCUAUUACUCUGAUGACAAGCUUCUCCAGACAAGGAUCUUCUCUUAUUCUGACACUCAGAGGCAUCGUCUUGGACCCAACUACUUGAUGCUCCCGGCUAAUGCCCCCAAAUGCGCCCAUCACAACAACCACUACGACGGGUUUAUGAAUUUUGCACACCGGGAUGAAGAGGUGGAUUAUUUCCCCUCAAGGUUUGAUCCUGUGCGUCAUGCUGAGAAGUUCCCUAUGCCCCCUCAAAUUUGCAGCGGUAAACGUGAGAAGUGCAUGAUCGAGAAGGAGAACAACUUCAAGCAGCCAGGCGAGAGAUACAGAUCAUUUGCAAUAGACAGGCAAGAACGCUUCAUCAAACGAUGGGUUGAUGCUUUAUCAGACCCUAGAGUCACCCAUGAGAUUCUCAGCAUCUGGAUUUCUUACUGGUCUCAGUGUGACAAGUCACUGGGUCAGAAGCUUGCAACCCACCUCAACCUUAAACCCAACAUGUAAUGGACGAUUUGCCUAAGUUUUCAGCUGAGUGAGAUCAGUAUAUGUAGAGCGAUAAAGGGUUAAUAGGACAUGGUUUGUCAAGGCAGAAGCUGAUGUCUAGUAAAGUUUCAACUACUAAAUCUCGGUUUAAUAACUUUUGGACUCUCAGUUACUGUACUUUGAUGGACUUAGGUUCCUCUAAUAAGUUGCUAUUUCCCUAUCAAAGAUGCUGGUGUAUUGAAAUCAUGAUUCAUUCACUGCUUUUGUGAUGUGACGAGGUUUUGUUUAUCCAUUUGUGCAAGUUUUUUGA